UCCAGUUUCCAGUUUCCACAAAUAAAAACCCAAUUUCCCUUCCACAAACUUGAGAAUUCAUCUUCAUUUUCAUAAUUCCACAGCCAAAAUGCAAAAGAACCACUGAAUAUCAGUGAACCUUUCCGGUGGGCUAUAAUAUUUGAUCGUCGUUUAGAACUUGGGUGCUUCUUUGAUUCCAGAACUUCCCUUAAAGUUGUUUUAGUUUGUGGAUUCAGUUAGAGAGAGAGAGAGAGAGAGAGAGAGAGAGAGAGAGAGAGAGAUUUGCAGUGGUGUUAGCUCACUGAUGUUAAUGAAACUUGGGGUGAAUUCUGGGUUCAGUGCAACAAGAAACUGUAUGUUGGCUUCCCCAGCUGUUUUUAGGAGGCAAGAGUUUUUGAUAAGGUGUCUUGGAGGUUACUCCUCUUAUCAGAAGGGAAUCCAAGGAGUGAAAUCCAUGGCUGGGCCCACUUCAGAAGCUGAUUCUGAGAACAUUUUGAGAGCAAUUACUCCAACUCUUGAUCAAAGUAAACAUAAGGGCCAAGCGGGAAAGAUAGCUGUCAUAGGUGGAUGUCGCGAAUAUACUGGUGCUCCAUAUUUUGCUGCUAUUUCAGCUUUAAAAAUUGGUGCAGAUUUGUCCCAUGUUUUCUGUACAAAAGACGCUGCUCCAGUUAUAAAAAGUUACAGCCCUGAGAUAAUUGUACAUCCAAUUUUAGAAGAAUCUUACAGUGUCGGGGACGAGGACCAAGCUUCCAUCUCGUCUAAAGUUCUUGCUGAAGUUGACAAGUGGAUGGAAAGAUUUGACUGUCUUGUAGUUGGUCCGGGGCUUGGGAGGGACCCAUUUCUUCUGGACUGUGUGAGCAGGAUCAUGAAGCACGCAAGAGAAUCUAGUGUCCCAAUUGUUGUAGAUGGGGAUGGACUCUUUCUUGUUACAAAUUGUCUUGAUCUUGUUAGCGACUAUCCCUUGGCUGUCCUGACCCCGAAUGUAAAUGAAUACAAGCGCCUAAUACAGAAAGUGUUAAAUUGUGAAGUAAAUGACGAAGACUCUCAUGGGCAAUUACUCUCUCUUGCUGAACAAAUUGGUGGUGUAACUAUCCUUCGGAAAGGAAAAUCUGACCUCAUUACUGAUGGCAAGACAGUCAAAUCAGUGAGCAUCUAUGGUUCUCCUCGACGUUGUGGCGGUCAGGGUGAUAUACUUUCUGGAAGUGUCGCAGUAUUCAUAUCUUGGGCUCGGAAACUAAGGGCGGCUCCAGAUUGGGAUACAAGCAUAAGUCCAAAGAAUCCCACGAUAUUAGGAUGCGUCGCUGGAUCGACGUUGUUGAGGAAGGCCGCUUCGCUUGCUUUCGAGGAUAAGAAAAGAUCAACCCUCACUACUGAUAUCAUUGAGUACUUGGGUAGAAGUUUGGAGGAUAUUUGUCCGGUUAAUUGACGCUGCUGUCUGUUGAGUGUUGUCUCCAUGGCCAAAAAUAAAAAAAAUAUAUAUAUAAUUUUACUUCUUCCAGUGUUCAGCUUCUCUUGUGAAAAGAAAGACUACUCUUCUUUUUUUUCUUUUUUUUUUUUUUUUUUAAGGUUUGGUUUUGAGUUGUGAAGAAUGAUUGGUUUUCGUACAAGGGUCAAUUCCCAUGAAUUACAAAUGCAAUGAUGUUUCAGAAACCAUACAAGCACAGGAGGGAGAAGCUCAAUAGUUUUCUAGAGAGCAAAUCUGAUCACAUGAAUCGAUAUCCAAAUGUGAUUUUUUUUUUUAAUUGUCGUUUUGGGUAAAAUUAAAAUACGCCUGAUGA
Messenger RNA from Morus notabilis, 1757 nucleotides. Its product is annotated as ATP-dependent (S)-NAD(P)H-hydrate dehydratase. The record is from RefSeq and is a predicted model, not a curated record. The coding region runs from base 284 to 1405 and encodes 373 amino acids. NCBI's taxonomy places the organism in Eukaryota, Viridiplantae, Streptophyta, Magnoliopsida, Rosales, Moraceae. Gene Ontology annotation, biological process: metabolite repair. Gene Ontology annotation, molecular function: ATP-dependent NAD(P)H-hydrate dehydratase activity. The transcript is spliced from 12 exons.